UCGACUGGCCGUCCCGAGAGUGCAGAUGUUCGCUUUCGGUACAGUACGUGGAGCGUGUCUUUUAGGUCGCCGCGUCCCAACGGUCGGUCGGGUUUGACCGCUGCGUGUUUCUCUUCAACAGCUCGACAAUGCCAGCGACAUUCAGUGCCGGAGUUGUAACGAUCUUCCUCCUAGCUUCGUUAACAGCGUGCUGCUGCAAAGGUACCCAAGAGGAGUCCCUGCUUGCCAAGGCCGAACACGCUGACACCGACAACGUGACGACGGCUGGAAUCGCCGGGGCCGUGACGACAGCGGAACCCAGAAAUGACACAAGGAUCGAAGUGACGUCACAAGCGAACAGUCCUCGAGGCGGCAGUGCAUCCGUUCCGAAGGUAUCGUCGUCUGGAUGGGACACAGUGUACAAACUGCUGUACGAAACGUUCAGCUACCCGGAGGCAAAAGAACUGGAGGCCCUGCUCCCGCUGCCGAGCACCUACCUGACCCGGAAGCAGCGACGAGACAGGAAAGACGACGGCCGGAAAAAGGAACAGGAGCACGCCACGAGGGAACUGACGUACAGGACGGUGGGCAAUGACGAGGGCAGCGGUGACAACCCGAGCGACCCCAAGGACGGCGGCGCCUACGACGAGGGCGGGGAUCCUGGCAGCAGCGAGAGCAGCAGCCAGAGCGAGGAGGAGGAAGAGGAGGCGCGCGAAUCCGGGGACCCGUACGACGAGGACGAGGACGACGACGACGACUCGGAAAUGGCCGACGACGUCGUCAAACAGAAGGCCGCCUCCUCUUCGACGGCCGCGCCGUCCUCCUCCAAGGCGCACCGACGCACGGAGAGGUCGGUGCCUGCGACCGGAACCCUGCUUCCGCCUCCCAGGCCGUGGAGAGAGCGCGGGAAGGACUUCGGCCUGCCAGUGCCCGAGGACCGUUGGUCAAAGCAUGUGGCGGCCAAGCGACGCGAAGCACAACUCAUCCGCCGAAGCCUACAGGACCAGCUCAGGAUGAAAGCGCUGCAGUGGAGGCAGAAGGAGAACCACUUCCGCCAGCGUUACAAGCCGGCAGUGGCAACUGGAACCAUCUAACCGCUCACGGGUUUCUGUGUUUAAACUUUGGACUGAGCCCAGGUACACCCAAACGGAUGCAGAAACAAUGCUGCUGACAACCUUUUGACACCCUCAAAGCAGCACACUACCACACUCUUAAAAACGUCGCAUCCGUCUAAGCACACUUUUGACACAAAAUUGUAAUUGCCACAACUCAUUUGCAGGCUCUGUUUUUUUCUUUGCCACAACAUGUCGUGUUCACCCCCCAACAAGGGUAUUAUGGUAUACUUGCUGUGACAUAUUGCUAUGCGAUGCUGUGGUCCGACUUUUAGCUCCUUUUUGUCUUCACCGACUGUAGGGCUGCUAUUUCUUGAGUGAAGUAGAUGCUACAUUUCGAUGUUCCUGCAACUCCAAUGAUAAGGAGUUGCCUGAAAUACACACAUGCUCAGUGCCUGCAAGUAGACACUGGAAGUGCUUAGUCCUAAAAUUUCAGCUCGGGGAUACAGUCUGUAGAGAGAGAGAGAAAUGGGGUGGGGAAGGCAAGGAGGUUAACCGGAAUACAUUCUAGUUUGCUACCCUGCACUGGGGGAAAGGUAAGGGUGCAGCUGAUGUAAAUAACAUACAGCAUCUGCAUCUGAUGGAUCGGUAUCCAGCAGGAGAGGUGAACGAACGGAAAUGUCCCUAGAUUGACGAUUUUUCUUGUGUGACAAAAGAACACCCCUCACUAACACAUGGUGCACAUCUUUUUAGAGCGCCAAAAUUCUAUGGCGUAGAGGGCACUGUAGUGCACCCUUCAUCCCCAAGAAAGGAUGAUGUAGUAAUGAUGUCAUUACAGGAGGUAUGGCAGCCUGAGUGCCAUGCUUUGGUAGGUGUCGGCACAAACAUUCAGGUGGCACAAAAUUGCAUAUAGAACAUAAAAUAGGGCAUACCUCAUGGCUAGUACAAUUCCCAAGUGAAGCAAGCAAAUGUAGAAUGUGCUUCUUAACAGCUUCUGAGGAAUGCCUUGAUGCAAUCCCAGCAGUGCACAGAUAUAUAAAAGCAUGACUGUUGAAAUUUCUGUAUCCAAUACCAGCAACCUGGUUACAGUUGCCUAGCAGGAAACUGCACGAGGCCUAGGCAUCAAGCACCCAUGCAUUAAACCUUGUAUUCUGGGUGGUGAGAGAUUGCACGCCUAACUGCCAUCCAGGAUAACACAAGUCCUUGUGCAGUUGAACCUCGAUACAUAACAAACAUGGAUAUGGUUAAUUAUGGCAUAUAAUAAAGUAAAUUAUAAAAUAUUAUUGCCUAAAGUUAGCAUAUAGCAAAUGUAUAUGCUAAUAUCCAAUAUCGGAUGUGAAAGUCUUCUUCCUUGUGUUGGAUGUGGCUCUGUUAGAAUGAGGUUCAAGUAUAGCACUUUCGACUCCUGUCCUGUGCAGGCAUCUAUUGAAGUCAUUCUCAAGCAUACAUUUCGUUUUCAGCAAAGCUCUUUGUAUAUUUGUCAAGUGCAGUGGUGAGGGACUGAAGUGUUCAUUCUAAGACCAUCGCACCUUUCACAGGUGCGUCGCCGUUACCUUAUGGUAACACGAUUCAGUGCAAGUCGCUAUCGCUUGUGUAGUUACGUGUGCACGUAAGCAUUGCCGAUAGAAAACAAACCUGCAUGCACUGUUGCAUAAAAAGUGGCCCUGGUUACUGCUGUGUGACAAAUGUACCCGCCGAACGAUAGCAACGUUAAACACAUUCCAGCACAGAUGUACCUUUCUAUAGCAUAAAUAACCAUCAUUAUUCUUAACCACUUUUUUUCCUUUCACUAGCAGUUUAUGUGGACUUCGGACUAUUUUUCUAAUGCUAUGUAAUAUUGGCGACUACAUUUAAUAUGCAACCAUACCUUUGGUGUGGCGUUGGAGCGUCAGUUCGACCUUUGCCAGAAGUCAAAAUAGAAAUGCAUUCUUCGCACUAGUGAACCAUGUCACUACAAAGGAAGGAAGUGCCAGGGGCUUUAGAAGCCUUCCUCUGCGCUCUCUUGUAGGCUGGCAUAUUGGUACAGACAUACACCACUGGCCCGCUAAUUUGGCCACUCACGCUUGGAAAAGAUCACAAAGGGCCUAAUUAACAAUCAUUGUAACAUAUAUUGAGAGAAACUGAGGAAUCGAGAUGCUGCACCAUCAAAGUCUAAACACAAUAUGACAGCAGCACUUGUUAAACUGUUACCUCAUUAAACUGCGGUUCCUGUGAAGGCUACAUUUUGUAACAGUGUCCACCUUAUCUAAUUAGUGGUAGCACAAUCCGCAAAAGAAACUGGAUAUCACGUAAUUGUGCACAGACUACACUCAGACGCACUUAGCAAUGGGGCACCAUGUUCCGCACAGCUGCACGUAAUACACACACCUUGCUUGCCACAAGUGGCCAGUCAGCUGCGAUGUUGCACAAAACAUGUUUGCGCAGAACACAAGCAUGGUAACUCAAACUUUUUUAAAAAUUUAUUUAUGGAGUUAAAUGUCCCAAAGCAAAAGAGGGGCUACAAAGGACAGAGUGGUGGAAUAACUUUUACUACCUGGAUUCUUUAAUGAUUUUGCAAAGCUCCGUUAUACAAGCAUUUUCACUUCUAAGUGUGAGGACAGUUAUGCUUUAAGACUACUACCAAGAAUGAGGUGGAUGUCAGUGUCCUAACCGGAAAAUGACAUUAUCAAGAGAUGGUGCCUUCGCAAUGACAGAAUUGCCUAUUUUAACAGUGACCAAUCACCCUGAGGCAUUAUAGUAUAUUCAACAACCUUUUCAUUGGUGUGCUUCCCAUCUUUGAUCUAAACAUCAUUAAUUUUUAAGUUUUAAUUCCUGGUGAUUUGCACAUUUAAAUCAAUCUCAUACUUUCUGUGUCCUUUUUUUGUUUCGACAAUAGAGUGAACUUUGGCGACCCUUUCAAUAUAGGUGGUCUCACUAACUCAUUCUAGGUAAUGUGUGUGUGACAGUUCUUGCAUGCCAGAAACAAAAUGCCAGCAAUUCGCGCAUGUGUGCAAAACUAAAGGAAAUAAUGUGAGGCUGCUGCCUAUACGUUAAUGUAGUCAAAGGCUUGAAAUGGUUCAGCGGCCACCUACCAAAUCAGUGGCCUAGCCAGUGCUUCAGUGUAAGAGCGCUCCCAGAAUGUAUGCUAAUUCCUAUGAAAACAACGGGGAGGAAGCCGUGAGCAGGUGAAAAACAUACUCUUAAAUCAACACCAGGCUGAAAACACCCGGCAAUGUCCCCACUGUGCCACUGCUAUCAAUUACAGGCAUGGCAUCAUUUGUUCGAAAUAUGACACCAUUAUAUGAAGGUUUAAAUGCGAGUAAUGACAUUACUGUCCAGCUUGAUAUAAAACAAGUGGAUUUUAGCAGGUCCGGCAAUGCAGAUGGCACAUACAAGGAAUGUUCUAUUGAACUUUUCCUUAGGAAAAAAAAAGAAAGGAAAGGUCCCUUGAUGGGGCCUGUAAGAUACUGUAAAUAAAUAAAAUGGUGGAAUCCCCACAAAGACUAACAGUCAAGGGUGAAUUUGCAAAACGGAAAAAGAUGUUCGAACACUAAGAGAUGGCUUUGUCCUGUGGUGGACAUAAUGUGGCUGAUGAAGAGAAUGAUUGUGACCGACUGAAAUUUCAUGGUCAAGCAUGUUUGAUGUGCCCAAUGCUUGGCCACUCGUGAACAGGGGUUGAUUGUUGGGCUAGUUGUCUUUCCAUAACUGAACGUGGCUUCCCCUUACCCUUCCCCUUUUCAAUAAAGUUUAUCACCACCACCACCUCCAUAACUGAACAGGUAGCUCAGUGCAAUACGAACCACAGGCACAAGAGAGGAGUACAAAGCCACGUGCUAGCCUUCUUUCUUGUGUCUGCAGUUUUUGUUGCACCAAGUUUCCUGUUCAGUUAUUCGUAAACACUUUGCUUUCACUUGUGCCUCUGCACUUCUGCUCUGUACCCCCUCACACGGAAACUGAACAGCGCUGGAAUGGAGCUUUCGUGACACAACAAAAUCAACAGAAGUGUUACGAAGCAUGAAAACGCAGCAGGGGGGACAACAUGAGGAGCAAUUCACUUGUUGACUUUCAAGCACUCAUCAUCGCAUGCACUACCAUGAGAGUCUCGCAGGCAGCAUGCAUGGGCUGUUCCAGUGGUACGAUUCCCCACGAAACUGAAGAACUGCCUUCUAUGCGCACUCGGACAAGAAUGGUUUAAUUAUUGGAGAGAGGUGCAGCCUUGUUGCACCUUCCGGUCAUAUUUGCUCUGUUCACUGAAAGAAGGAUUGUUGAGGACAGUGAGCCACAUUUCGAAAAUGCUAAGAACUAAUGACAUACUCAGCAGCGCACAGCUACGUGGUUAAUGAAAAAGCUAGCCAGCUACCUAGGUCACAUCACAUCUGGUGCAGAAAUUGCACCUCGGUCUCCUCUCUGCAUGCUGACACUGCCUUUUUUCUCCAUCAAUCAAACUCUUUAACAAGUGACAUGUGUGAGCUGAGCAAGCUUAUUAAAAGGUAUUUUGCUGAAACCGCAAUGCAGUGCAGAUGCAGGCUGAAAUAGGGCAGCGAAUGACCAAAGUGCUUGCUCGUAUCUCUGCAAAGAAUCCUCUCUGUGCCAUAAUUGUAUUUUGGAAGCAAAGUUCAGGAUUGUUUAGUGCAAGGCUGUGCCAUAUGCCACACACUGUUCAGUUAUGUGUUGCUCAUCAACAUCCAGUAUCAGCACUGUAUUAAAUGUAGCUCACCAAAGCUGGUCAGUGUGCCACCAAUUCCACAGCACUUUGGUUACUGAAACCAGCGACAAAUGGUGUGCUCCACUUACUUCAUAAGUAGUGUAACCCCACAAUUGCAUCUGCCCCUUUGCCCUUUAGAAAGGUUGUAUCACUUGUCAUCAAGUAACAUAAGUUGACUGUGAAGCCUGCUUUACAAGAGCACAGCCGUGCACAGCCACGAACAUUAUGAAGGGGAACACAGAACUUAUUUUCAAGCAACAAUACUGGCGACACAUAGAUUAACAUCCUCACGUGUGCCCUAGUGUUUCUGCUGAACAUUUAGACUCGCUUCAGCGAGUCUAAAUGUCUUCAGCAUCGAUUCUUGGCCGCUAUGGCCUCUUGAAUGCAAAUUUUGUGUACUCUGUCAUAAUGUUCACGAGAGCACAGCUAACACCAUGUCAACAUUGUGAUGGCAGGAACACUUGCUUGAUGUACCAAAGGGGGGUACCUGCCUAUGCACAUGUUUGCCUUAACGACAUAAAUAUGUGUGUGGCUCACACGUGGGCCAGGUGCAAUGUUAAGUGUUGACACAUAAUGCUUGUGCAACUGUUAUUGUGCAGUAUACACACACACAGAAAAAAAGAUGCCACCUACAUGCCUGCAUACAUCUGCCAACUACUAGGCGUCCUGGUGACAUUCUUGGCUAAGCAAGGCAAAAGUUCACAAUGUUCGACAAGUUACUUGGACAGAUCACCAGCAAAGCAAGGCACUUUCCAUUGAGAGAAUUAAGGCGUCCUGACACAAAGUGAAGAUGGGAAUUCAGGGGCAGAGUUUUUCAACAUCUGAAGGAGGCCUUUCAUAAUUGCUUUGAAACUGCGCAUCUAGAUUUGCAUUUGGGACAGAUUUUGUGGCAGACCUAACUGCAGAGAGCUUACUUAACGACUCCAUAAUAGCCUCUAUUGCACAAUAGGCAGCGCUGACAGCUGGGCAAGUUGAAUGUAUUAGUGCCACACAUUAACACUAGAGUUGGAACUGACGAUGCGAACUACGCAUGACGAACGUUGGAGGCAGCGUUAGUUCGGUGCAAUUCGUGUCGUUUGUGCCAUUUUAUAUGCUGGUCAAUGUACCUCAAGGUCAUACUGCACCACUAGUAGCAACUGCGCCUUGAAUACAUGCACAUUAACACUCCGAAUUAUAGCUCCGCUGUCACAACAGUCCUCAAAGAAUGGGAUGCGGCCUGCCAAAACCUGUGGCCGUAAAUGAUGGUUGUGACCCACAGAAGCCUCGCAUGGCCAAAAUUAUGGACUAUAUGCUUCAUCGUCAUGUUGUCUGCGCGCUGCACGUGCAAUUUCCAAGUGCUUUGCAUCUGUCUGUCCCAAGCAUUUUCGCUGUCUUUUGGCUCUCCAGGCUUGAAUCAAUGCUCUGUACUGCCAAUGUACAUGGAAAUGCAAGAAGCAAUAAAACAAACUAUUCUGCCUCUGAAA
Dermacentor albipictus is the source of this 7178-nucleotide messenger RNA. RefSeq lists its product as uncharacterized. Lineage: Eukaryota; Metazoa; Arthropoda; Arachnida; Ixodida; Ixodidae. The record is from RefSeq and is a predicted model, not a curated record.